CGGCCGGCGGUCCCUCCUGAUCCAUUAGCUGAAACCCGGGUACGUCUGACGGACUCUCGUUGUACCAUUUGCUCGACGCCUCUAUCGUACAGUCCUUUUGUGUCCGCUUUGAAUCCAAGUCUCUGGUCAAAUGUGUCUCCUCUCUUCCACCGACUACUUCCGUGGGAUUAUUGCUUUCCGACAAUUCCGUUCAAGGUCUCUGUCUCAGUCAGUCUAGAGCCAACUACGUAAAAUCCCCUUUUGAUUGUAUUAUAUGUGGCGAGAUACUAUGUAUUAUAGUAGACGAUGCCUCCGACUGGAUUUUUUUUUUAGGGGCAAAAGGCCUUUGCUAAGUCGCAGUUGCGGCGAGGCCGUGGUCAACGUAGCCUCACAACUCAGCUCUGGAUGUCGCCGUACUGAGAAGUAUCCAACCCAUCUGAGUUGUGAUGCUCUUCAGCACUGCUGCACAUUAUUGUAUUCGGUAAGCAGAGGAAUCGCAAAUGUUGCUGCCAAAAGAAGAUUCCGAGAUGGAUAUGUUCGCCUCGCUACCUCACCAUGCCUGGUCCUGGGAAAUGGUUAUUUAAUACAUUUGUGCGGAAUCUCCGAAUUCAGUUUGGGAAAAGGCCGAGCUAGUUUCGUCCGUGUCAAGUUCUCGAGGUCCGAAGCUGAUCGUCAUGUGGAAAGAUUGGGUUUGGACACCUUGAGUCUCCCAAUCUCUCACUCCUGCCCCUGUUUAAGUCCAUUCUCAACGCCCAGAUUAGAUCGACUCCCAUCGUUACCCAAGUCGAACUCUACCCUAGUCUUCCCACCCUGCUCACCUACUACGCUCCUACAUCUUCUACUCCCCGCGCUGCUUUGCUUUGCUUCGCACUUCAUUCUGACAUAAUCAGUCCUCCAAUGUCGGAUGGCUACGGCAGCCAAGCCAAGCUAAGCCAAGCCAAGCCAGAUAGAAAUUGAAAAGGAAACUCCCGGACUCCGCCUAGUGCUGCCGUAGUCUUCGAUCCGCCCGCUAGCCACGGUGCACAGUGCGUUUCAGUCGAACGAUUAUCGGAGCAAUUGAGUGCAUACGAUUCCGAAGACAAGGUCGUCCCUGCUGCUGCAAUUCGGAGAAUGUCUUCCACGGAACAUGCUCGCAGAAAUUGCCUUAAACAUCUCGUCAGUCCUCGUCUCUCGAGCUCGUGAGGAGCUCCUCGCCGGGGAGAGAUUCUUCUGACUACGGUAACACACACUCGCUUCAGAAUCAACGGUCAAUGCCUGGAAAAUGUCCUCGACACGAAGUGAGGAGUGGAAUGUUUGUCCAUGAAAGCGAAGACUCGGGUACACAUCAAAAGCUCGACAGACGUCAUCGAUACAGGCUACAGACUCUGGACCCAGCAACGUUCGCAAACCCUGCUCCUCUUCUCCGUUGGCAUUGAAAUCUCCAGGAAGUAGUUUCGGUUGAUGGACAAUUGAAAGGACAAGCCUCACGGGAGAGGUGGGACGAGCCAGUCAGAUGACUUUCUCAUUUUCCAAAAAUGCUCUCGGUUUCGCUCACGAUCGAUUAUAAAUAAUCUUCUAACGAGGACAAUAGUCCAGUGAUGUUAGUCUUGUCCUUUCUUUCCUCCAGCAAUUUCUAAAUGAUUUUAGAACAUGUGCUUUAAUUUGAAACUUAGUCACUCGUGGCUGAAUUGCUAC
Molecule: messenger RNA, 1653 nt
Organism: Marchantia polymorpha subsp. ruderalis
Lineage: Eukaryota; Viridiplantae; Streptophyta; Marchantiopsida; Marchantiales; Marchantiaceae
Source: the annotation of a GenBank genome assembly